GAACAACAAAAAACUUUGUUAAGUCAGCACAACCUUUCAUAAAUAAUUCCAAUAUUGGCGACGUGUAAAAAGAACUGAAUAACUUAAUAUAAAUUGAAAGUGAAGAGAUGGCAGACACAGUAGCGGACGCAGUUCAGCAAGCAGCUGAGAAUAUCACCGAGAAUGCUAACGUGAAAGUUCCAGCAACGCCUGAAGGAAUGGCGCUCGCAUACGGAUCACUUGUUAUCAUGGCCCUUCUGCCUAUAUUCUUUGGCUCGAAACGGAGUGUUUCACAUCAGAAAGAACAAAAAGAAUCAACAGAGAAGCCCGAUAUCAUGACGAAAAAGGAUGCAAUGAUGUUUCCUAUUAUUGCAUCUUGUGCAUUAUUUGGCUUAUAUAUUUUCUUCAAGAUCUUCUCAAAAGAGUAUAUUAAUCUUUUGCUUACUGGAUACUUCUUUGUAUUAGGUGUGCUGGCAUUAGCACAUCUUCUGGCUCCCAUCAUAAUUGCUAAGUCAUUUGAGGCACCAAUCAAACUCGUUUUCCCACAAGAUCUUAUUGCAAAUGGUCUCAGUGCAUCUAACUUCGCUAUGUUGGGACUUGGUGAUAUCGUUAUUCCAGGAAUUUUCAUUGCUCUUCUUCUCCGUUUUGACUGCAGUUUAAAGAGAAAAUCGAGUUUGUAUUUCUACGCAACUUUCAUUGCAUAUUUCAUGGGACUGAUGGCUACAAUUUUUGUCAUGCAUGUUUAUAAACAUGCACAACCAGCUUUACUUUAUCUUGUCCCUGCUUGUGUUGCUACACCAAUUCUUCUUGCUGCAGUCCGUGGUGAACUUAAAAUGCUUUUUGCUUAUGAAGAUCAUCCAGAAGAGAAAAUCGCUGGCGAGAAGGAAGAAAAGUCAAAGCCAGAAGCAAAACAAGAAAAGAAAAAGACUAAGUAGACAAGUAUUGUCACUUCAUCCACCUCCGGAACUGAAAACUUCCCCUGAAAAUCUGAAAAUUUUUUUUUGCUUUGCUUUCCUUUAAAAUAAAAUAAAUUUUAGAGCAUUUUUUUAUGAAAUUGGAGAAAUAGUUUAGAUUGUAAGAUUGCCGAUCCACAUAUUUAGUUGAUCGCGAUACUUAGUAGAAAAUCACAUUAGAUUCGAUCAAUGCUGUGAUUAAAGCUUUUCAAUCAGUUGUCAGGAACGAAAUAUUUAUGGAAAUUUGUGCUUCUUUUAGUCUUGUUUUAGGUUUUUUAAACAUUUUUUAUGCACAAUAGUAAGAAUUUUAAAUAUCUACGUCCUUAAAAAAUAAAAAUUAAUGAAGAAAAUUUGAA
Clunio marinus is the source of this 1288-nucleotide messenger RNA. The record is from the annotation of a GenBank genome assembly. NCBI's taxonomy places the organism in Eukaryota, Metazoa, Arthropoda, Insecta, Diptera, Chironomidae.